GAGAUCAACCUCUCCGAGCUCCAGAAGUCGCUCGACAAGACGGCACUCGAGGUCGUUGAGAACCAGAAGGAGAACAUGGUUGGGCGCAAAAGGCUUGCCGAGCAGACCAGGGGUACGGUUGUCCCAAUAGCCUGAUCACGCUCACGCGUCAGAGUUCAAGAAGCAGCCAGACAACCAGGACAAGUUCGGCGCCAUGAAGGUGCUCUUGAAAGCGUACCAAGGCGAGAUUGACAGCCUAACAAGACGGUCCAAAACGAGCGAAACGUCGUUCCUCAAUGUGUACAAGCUGCUCUCAGACGCACCCGACCCGUACCCGCUUCUGGACGCGGCCGUGGAUCAGACCGUCAAGGUUGCCGAGGCGAGGAUGCUUGAGGCCGAGCUCUCGCGAUUGAGAGAGGAGAACUCGGAGCUCAAGAAGCAGGUUGCCAAUGGCAGUAGCGCCGACGACAAGCGCAAGAAAGCGGAAGCGCGGGUAGAGCAGCUCGAGGCGAAGAUGGACGACUUGAUUCAGGAACGCGUGACUCAAAAGGAGAAUGAGUUGAACGCGGAGUAUGACGAGCGGAUUCGCAACUACGAGGAGCGCGAAAAGGAUCUCCAGCGCCAGGUAGAAACGCACAAGCGCCAGCUACGCGACCUCGCCAUGUCCAACGAGAACACGACGGCCAAGUUGAUGGACGCAAGUCAGAGGCAGGAACAAGAUGUUGCCGCCAAGCUCGCUGAGCUCGACCUUGUAGUUGCCGACCUGAACCGUGCCAACGAGCGCGUCGCGACGGUGGAGCGCCGUAAUGAGCUGUUGCGCGCUGAGAUCGAGACUGCUCGUAGCGGGUCACAGCAGGCUGACAGGGUCAAGGAGCAGGAAGAUCACAUUGCUGAGCUUGAGGCUGAGGCGUCGCGCCUCCUUCGCGCGCUUGACAUGGUCAAAGACCAGAAGGCAGAGGUUGAGCGUGCAGAGAAGAAGCGCGCAGACGAUGCCGCUCGCGAGAUCGCCAACCAGGCGGCCGAGAUCGAGAACCUGAGGACCAAGGCAAAGCAGUACUCUGACUACGAUGAGAUUAAGCGCGAGCUCGAAAUCAUGAAGUACGUUGAGUUCUCCAAUGCCGAUCUGGAUAACGACGAGGACGUGCACAUGCCGGACCCCAAUGCGGACGUCGCGAACAAGCAACUCGGAAAAUCGCUGGAGAACCUCCUGGUGUCGAAGAAUCGUCGUCUUCUCGAGGAUCUGACCAAGCUUCGCGUCGCGCACGAGGAGUUGGUUAGCCUGUACGCCAAGGCAGAGAACAGCUCGAGUCAAACCGAGGCAGAAUUGGCGCGCCUGCGCUCGCUGAACCAAAAGCUCGAAAACGACCUCAUGCAAAUGAACAACGGCGAAGGCAAAGAUCGGAGUGGGCCAGGCCUCGCCGGCCUUGACAUUGGCGGGAAGGAUGGAACAUCAACACCAUCAGGUGCAAACGACGCGUCAAUUUUGCCGAUCGUCACAAGUCAGCGCGACCGGUUCCGGCAACGCAAUGCCGAGCUCGAGGAGGAGCUGCGCAAGCAGUUCGAGGCGAUCUCAGAUCUGCGUGUUGAGAUCAAGGGCCUGCAGGCCGACAACCUCAAGCUUUACGAGAAGGUGCGGUACAUGCAGAGCUAUCGUGACAACACACCUGGGACCAGCACGCCCAGCGGGACGGCAGGAAUGUUGAACGGCGCAUUGAGAAGCCGCGAGGACGAAAUUGGGCGAUACAAGGACAAGUACGACGAGAGCCUAAAUCCUUUCGAGGCGUUCAAGGGACGCGAGAGUCUGCGCGCGAUUCAAGCACUGAACCCACUGGAGCGCGGUGUGUUUGCAUUGACACGCGCAAUCAUCGGAAACAAGCGCGCUCGCUCAUUGUUCAUCAUGUAUGCCGCAAGCCUCCACGCACUUGUGGUCAUUGUGCUGUGGAACACGAUGCGCGCAAGCGACACGGCGCAGCCAGUGCGAGUGCAGCCCAUGUAAACACCUCAUGCAAAUGAUGUAAUUCAA
Cutaneotrichosporon oleaginosum is the source of this 2002-nucleotide messenger RNA. RefSeq lists its product as uncharacterized. Gene Ontology annotation, cellular component: Golgi membrane. Gene Ontology annotation, biological process: intra-Golgi vesicle-mediated transport. The record is from RefSeq and is a predicted model, not a curated record. NCBI's taxonomy places the organism in Eukaryota, Fungi, Basidiomycota, Tremellomycetes, Trichosporonales, Trichosporonaceae.